Molecule: messenger RNA, 1602 nt
Organism: Apiotrichum porosum
Lineage: Eukaryota; Fungi; Basidiomycota; Tremellomycetes; Trichosporonales; Trichosporonaceae
Exons: 4
Coding region: 1-1602 (533 amino acids)
Biological process (GO): carbohydrate metabolic process
Molecular function (GO): hydrolase activity, hydrolyzing O-glycosyl compounds
Source: RefSeq, a predicted model, not a curated record
AUGACUGCUACAGCUUACCGUAACCCCAUAAUCCCGGGUUUCAAUCCUGACCCGACCAUCUGUAGAGUCGGUGACGACUACUUUCUUGCCACGUCCACCUUCGAGUACUUUCCUGGUGUUCCCAUUUACACAAGCCGCGACCUGGUCAACUGGAAGCUCAUUGGGCAUGCUCUGAACCGCCCCUCACAGCUUGAGAUGCGUUCGGUGGAGGCAGGUGGUGGCAUCUACGCGCCCACCUUGCGUUACCACCAGGGCCGGUGGUACAUGACCACGAGCUGCAAGUUUCGCGAGUCCCGCCUCACCGAGUUUGACAGUUGGAUCCACCCUCGUGGCUUCUAUGUGUGGACCGACAACAUCUGGGACGAGACCAAGUGGUCUGACCCUGUGUGGUAUGAUGUUUUGGGCAUUGACCAGGAUCUCUUUUUCGACGACGACGGCAAGGUGUACAUGCCAUGGGCUACCGGUAUCCCCAAUGAGCCUUUGCCGGAAGGCAAGGUUAAUCUCUCAAUCUGGAUUGUUGAGAUCGACCUCGAGACUGGUGAUUCUCUCAUGAAACCCAAGCUCCUCCGCCACAACACGACAACUGGAAACUGGGUUGCCGAAGGUCCGCAUAUCUUUAAGCGUGGUGACUGGUACUAUCUCCUUACCGCCGAAGGAGGUACCGAGACUGAGCACCAGGAGUGGAUCUCUCGCUCCAAGUCUGUUCUUGGUCCCUAUGAGGUGGGGCCAGUUGGUGUCAACCCCCUUGUCUACAACGCCCAGGACGAGCAUAUCAUGCAGACGGGCCACAUGGACAUGAUCGAGGGCCCUGAUGGCCGUUGGUGGGCGGUGUUCCUUGCGGUGCGACCUCAGGACGGUCGACUCAGCCAGCUUGGUCGCGAGACCUUCCUCUGCCCUGUCGAGUGGAAAGAUGACUGGCCGAUUGUCAACGGAGGCAAGAAGGUCACUGUUGAAGGCGAACCGGCUGCCGGCCUUCCCCGUGUCGCGAAUGAGGAGUCCUGGAGCUAUGGUUUCAAGCCAGAGAUGAACCUCACUCACGAAGGCUUCUUCUUCCUUCGAACACCUCAAAAGGCUUUCCAUUCUCUCACAUCUCACCCGGGCAGCCUCGCCCUCCGCGGCGGACCGUACACACUCCUCGAAGACGAGGCGGUUUCCAUGGUGCUCCGGAAGCAGACAGCCUUUAUCGGAGAGUGGAAGGUCAAGUUUGACUUCCAGCCCACGGCCCCCGGAGAGGCUGCAGGUGCAGCGGUCUGGUGGUCCAAGUGGUGCUACGGCGCGGUGAUGCUUCGGGGUACCGCAGAUGGUGGGGCCGAGUUGGUCUACCGCAUGCCAGACGAUGACAAGGGGAGCACAUAUUCCCCGCCAGCUCAACCACCGUGUCUGUCACCAUUCAGGCGCGACCCCGACCACUACACCUUUAUUGCUGGUGGUCAGGAGGUUGGUACACUGCCGGCCACCAAGCUUGUCCAGGCCAGGCCAUGGGAUUCCAUCUUCACUGGUACCUUCUUUGCCCUCUUCACCCACGGUGAGGAUGGCCGUGGCUGCCUCACGCCCGCUGUAUUCAGCGACUUUUCUUGGGUCGGUGUACGCGGCGACGAUUAG